Molecule: messenger RNA, 3696 nt
Organism: Diaporthe amygdali
Lineage: Eukaryota; Fungi; Ascomycota; Sordariomycetes; Diaporthales; Diaporthaceae
Exons: 5
Coding region: 1-3696 (1231 amino acids)
Molecular function (GO): catalytic activity
Source: RefSeq, a predicted model, not a curated record
AUGUCGUUCGGCUACGACUCCGUGUUGCUCUUCAGCAAAUCAACCUCCGAUGUUGGCACUUUUGCUGAGCAGCUUCUGGAGUCGCUCUUGUCACAGCGCAUGAAUGUGGCCGAGACACGUCCUAUCAUCUUCAUCUGCCACAGCCUUGGCGGAAUCGUAGUGAAAAAGGCCAUAAUUAGGGCUCACGAGAGAGAUCGGUACCACAACCUUCUCAAUUCCAUUCACGGAGUCAUGUUCUUUGGCACCCCCCACCGAGGCUCCUCGCUCGCAAGCUGGAGCACUGUUCUAAGCAAUGUCGCCAGUUUCGCCAGCCUCGGCAGCAAGACAAACUCGAAGCUCUCUCAACAUUUGCAGACCGAGUCUGGACAGCUGCAAGAGAUCUCCAAAUCUUUCGUCGACAGGGCCAAGGCUCUUCAGAUAAUCAGCUUCUACGAAACGGACAAAAUGGAGUAUCUGAAUCAACGUGUGGUCGAAGAAGAUUCUGCUGUUCUGGGCUUUCCAGACGAAGUGUCUAUUGGUAUCAUGGGAAAUCAUCGCACGAUGUGCAGGUUCGAUAGUAUCGACGAGCAGAGAUAUCGCUGUGUCUGGACUAACAUUCAGAACUUGGCGGGCUCUGCGUCCAAUCCAAAGCAAGCCAGUAUUACCGGCUCAGAUAGAGCCAGCGCCGGAAUUGGUGCAAAAAUGCCAUUGAGCGUUCUUUCCCAGCCAUCCUCCACCCAGAAGCCUAAGGGAAUGUGGUCAACUGAAAUGGAACAAAAGUGGAGGCCGGACUACCUUGGUGAAAACUUCGACCACGCCAAACAUGACGACGUAGCCGAGUCUAUCAACCAGAACGAGAUUAAGCGCCAGCAGAAGCUGGAAGCAGCUCGACAGAAAGAAGAACGGAAAGCGCAAUCGAAUUUUCUGAAGUUGUUAAGGAAUUCCAAUUACGGAGCGCACAAGGAUAGAUACCCACCAGCUGUCCCUGGUACUUGCCAAUGGCUAAUACGCCACGAGAAGUACCGGAGCUGGAGACAGAAGCCGGCCUCCGAUCUUCUCUGGCUCUCAGCUGACCCGGGGUGCGGAAAAUCGGUGCUCAUUUCUUAUCUGAUCGACCACCUAAAGAGCUCGGAAAACAAGAUCCAAACUCCAGAAGUCGUCUGCUAUUUUUUCUUUAAGGAAGACAACAGCGAACAGAAGGAUGCUAAUCACGCUAUUGCAGCUAUGCUUCACCAGCUGUAUGCUGCCCAGCCAUGGUUACUGAAACACGUCACCAACCAAUUUUUGGAUGAGGGCAAGGAUAUUCUACGCUCUUUUAAUAUGCUGUGGAAGCUCCUGGACAUUUCUACUACGGAUCCCUCCUCAAGAGAUGUAAUCCUCGUCUUCGAUGGUCUUGACGAAUGCGAGCCAUCCACAAGACAACAGCUACUACAAUCACUCACCCGGUUCUACAGCACCAGGGAAGGAAGCAGCCUCACAAACCCUCCAUUUGUAAAGACAAUCAUCGCAAGCCGACCCGGCAAUGAUAUCAAACACGCCUUUGACAUUCUACCAACUAUUCGACUCAGAGGAGAGGACGAGCCAGAGGCAAUCAGCCAAGACGUCGAACUUGUCAUUGAGCAUCAUAUCGAAAAUGCGACCCGCCGAGGAAUACCUAGAGAAGUCCUAGCAGACGUCCGAGCAGGCUUGAUCAAGGGCGCAGACAGAACAUUCCUCUGGACUACCCUGGUCAUCGACCUUUUAGAGACCAAGAAGGGUGCAUCCAAAAGAGAGCUGAUUGACAUCCUCGAUGCACGAGGCGACAUUUUCCAGAUCUAUGACAGACUGCUCGAUCAAAGCUCCGAUGCCUUCCAAGCUAGGAGACUGCUCCAAAUCGUCGUUGGCGCUAUCAGGCCUAUGACUCUGUCAGAACUGAGUGUUGCAAUGGCUGUCAGCACGGAUCAGAUGACAUUUGAGGACCUGAAGCUCGACGUGGUGCAUAAUUUUGAGGAGCGUGCGAAAGAACUUUGUGGCCACUUCAUUCGCAUCGUUCGUGAGACGGUCUACCUCGUCCAUCAGACGGCGAGAGAAUUCCUUCUCGUCGAAAUGCAGGGCGACCACACAGACUCUCAGUCCUCAAUCCCGAGGCCUCCGGAGAGCAAAUGGCACAGUUCCAUUGUACUCAAGCGCGCACAUCACGAGGUGCUGAACAUCUGUCUGACCUAUCUGUCUCUUCUCAAUGUCAAGUCCUCUCGCUGCCUUUCGAUCGCGGAGAAUCUCUUCAGUGAUCUAUUCGCAGGCAGAUUCCUCGAGUACGCCGGCCGCUACUGGACGGUGCAUUACCAUCACAUCGCCCCGGAUCUCACUGCCAGCCAGCUCGACGCCUGUGCUCGACUGUGCAACUCAAACACGGUGGGAUUCGGGGAGUGGUUCAACAGGGCAUCCGAGCUCGCCCGGAACCCUGGGCACAGCCUGAGGGAGGGCGUCACUCAGCGCGAUAUAGCCUACCUUUUUGGCUUGACCGAAGUGGUUCAGCAGCUGGAUCGUAUGUUGAAGCCCGAAGACGUGCAUGACCCUACGUUGCAGCAGGGUCCGGCGCCACCGCUCGUCCAGGACGAAAAUGGGAGUAUCGCUAUUCCGCAGUCGCCCCGGCUUCUGGCCGUGGAGGAGGUAGUACAUCCGCACACCAUCUCCCCUGGACACCUAUUGGAGUCGCCAUUGAGCGAGGCCGUGGACACGGGCUUCCAUUUGGUGGGAGCGAACCGCCGACGGCUGUGGGCUUCAAAGGUUGCCGUUCGUGUCUCCAACGGCCCUGAACACCCACUCCCUCGCCUUAUUGCUUGGCUACCGCACGAGAGCAGUCUCAGGGCCGAGCUCUUAGCCGAGAAUUUCAUCAACUAUGUCAGAUGCCCUCCACCAGAACACAACAAGCCGAAAGGUACCAUACUUCUGAUACAUGGCUAUCCGCAAUGCUCCUAUCAGUUCCGUCAUGUCAUCACGCCGAUAGCCGACGCAGGCUACACUGUCAUCGCACCCGACUACCGCGGAGCUGGCCACUCCUCAAAACCCCGAGACGGGUAUGAGAAGACGCAAAUGGCUUCCGACAUUCACGAGCUCCUUACGAAGCAUCUUGGGAUCAAUGAGCCGGUUCACGUGGUCGGGCACGAUAUUGGAGGAAUGGUAGCUCACGCCUAUGCCUCGCGUUUCGCUGAGGACACCGCCAGUGUAGCUCUAGGAGAAUUCCCCAUGCCUGGAACCAAGGUUUAUGACACUUUCUGCCGGGAGAACUCUGGAGUGUGGCACUUCCACUUCCACUGGCAGACAGACCUUCCAGAGCUGCUCACCCAUGGUAGGGAGAGGCAGUAUAUCAAGCACUUCUAUGACCGUCUGUGCAUCAAUCCCUCCGCCAUCACGCCAGCUGAUGUCGACUAUUACGCAAGCAUGUUCGAGAAGGCGGGAGCUAUGAGAGCGGGCUUUGAUGUGUACAGGGCCUUCCACAAGGACGCCGAGGAGAAUCGCGAUUGGGUGGCGAAUCACGGCAAGUGUGCGGUGCCCUGUAUGUCGUUGAACGGUGAGGGGAGCUUCUUGGCCAGCAUUGCCGCGGAUCAAAACAUGGAGGUCUAUGAGGCCACCGAGACUGCGACCAUUCCGGGCUCCGGCCACUGGUGUGCUGAAGAAAAUCCGGCGGCCUUCACCCAGACCGUACUUACUUGGGCGGGGAAGAAUGGGAAAUCAUAG